Molecule: messenger RNA, 1806 nt
Organism: Trichoplax adhaerens
Lineage: Eukaryota; Metazoa; Placozoa; Uniplacotomia; Trichoplacea; Trichoplacidae
Exons: 1
Coding region: 1-1380 (459 amino acids)
Biological process (GO): proteolysis
Molecular function (GO): serine-type carboxypeptidase activity
Source: RefSeq, a predicted model, not a curated record
AUGCUGCCUAUUUUAGCUUGCUUUGCCUUUUUGGCCUUUGUCACGCAAGCGUUUCCUGGAAACCAGGAUAUCGUCCAUCAUUUACCUGGACUGCCAAAUCAGCCCAGUUUUAAGCAUUAUUCUGGCUACUUGAAUGGAUUAAAAACCAACAAAUUGCAUUAUUGGUUUGUCGAAGCAGUCAAGAAUCCAUCCGAUGCUCCGUUACUGUUAUGGUUGAACGGUGGACCAGGUUGCAGCUCAUUGGAUGGUUUCCUCUCCGAACAUGGACCUUUCGCUGUCAAGCCUGACGGCAAAACGUUAUACUAUCGCCCAACUUCAUGGAAUAAAUUUGCUAAUGUCUUGUAUUUAGAAUCACCAUCUGGUGUUGGCUUUUCUUAUAAUAGCAACAAAGAUUACAUUUGGGAUGAUGAUAGUGUUGCUAUGAAUAAUUUCGUUGCCUUGAAGGACUUUUUCAGGCGAUUUCCACAAUUUGUCAAGAAUGAUUUUUUUAUCACUGGUGAAAGUUAUGGAGGCAUUUACGUUCCUACAUUGACCCUUUUAGCCAAAAAUGAUUCAUCCAUGAACUUGAAAGGAUUUGCUGUUGGUAAUGGUAUGAGUAGUUAUAGACUCAAUGAUGACUCGUUGAUCUAUUUUGGAUACUAUCAUGGUCUAUUUGGUACUGGACUAUGGAAAAUUUUACAUCGUGAUUGUUGCACUAAUGGCGUAUGCAAUUUCCAUAAUCCUACCAGUAUGAAAUGUGUAGAAGCCGUGAAUGAGGCCAUGGGUUUCAUUAACAACGAUUUGGAUGUUUACAAUGUCUAUGCAGACUGUUACCAUAGUACAUCGAAAAGUAUCCGUCUUCGAGUCGCUUUGUCAAACCUUUUCAGACACUAUAAAAAAUUUCACCAGCGUCUUCAAGCAGUGAAUGGAGGCUUGCCAUGUGUGAACACUACUGCUGAAACGGUUUAUUUCAACAGUAUGAACGUCAAAAAAGCUCUACAUAUUCCGUCAGGUUUGCCUCCAUGGUCCAUCUGUAACUUGAAGAUCAAUGUUCAAUAUCAUCGAACUUAUCAACAUACCAUUACUAUUUACCCCAAGUUGAUUACCAGCCUGAGAGGUUUAUUGUAUAACGGUGACAUUGAUAUGGCCUGCAACUUUUUAAUGGAAGAAUGGUCUAUCGAUUCGCUCAAUUUAACUGUGACUAAGCCACGCCAAGCUUGGUACUAUAAUGAUUUUGAUGGUAAACAAGUUGGUGGUUAUGUCAUACGCUAUAAGAAUUUCGAUUAUGCCACUGUUCGUGGAUCUGGUCAUAUGGCACCUCAAGAUAAACCUGUACCCACAUUCCAGUUACUGAAAAAUUUCAUCUUUAAUAAGCCCUACAGUAAUCCUAAUGAGCCUUAAAUAGUAUUUUUUCCCAUUUUUCGAAUCGAUAGUAAAUUCAGUGUUGUAAUUCUAGUGUUACUAAGUAAUUUUCAAAUAAUUUUUUUGAAAACCGAUCUAUCAUCCAUGUUGUGCUUGUAAAAAGUUCAAUGUGCAUUGAUACUUGCAAACAAAUGCAUCUUUAUAUAAUAAGUAGUAUAUAUAUACGAUUAUACAUAUGUAGAAAUGUAAAAUAGCCGAUGCCUUAACCAUUUAUUAUCAAGUUGUAUUUCUGGUUAUCACGACUUCAAGAUGGUGAACUACUUGCUCAUUGUUAAGGAUCAAUUAAUAAAUUGAAAAAUUUUAUCUAGACUGUAUAGAAAAGAUUCAUCGUUACAAUGACUAUACUCAAUUUAAAUGUAUGUCAUGAUUUUAUUUGAGGUGUUUAAUAAAUUUUUAUACUUUUUA